Molecule: messenger RNA, 2266 nt
Organism: Cuscuta epithymum
Lineage: Eukaryota; Viridiplantae; Streptophyta; Magnoliopsida; Solanales; Convolvulaceae
Source: the annotation of a GenBank genome assembly
GCUACUUCUGAAGAGUUCAUAAUCUUGCGUUUUACUCCAUCCUGACCAACAAACAGGACCCCACCACUUGCCUACCGUAUGCUAUGCCAUCAAAAUCCCAGCAGGUGCCAACUUCCCAAACACACAGAAUAAGGGAGCGAAGGAGAUAGUUGUGAUAUUCAAUUUAAGAUAUUUUUCUCUAUUUACAAAAACCCAAAGAAAAAGUUACAAAAUUUUGCUGUCCAGAGUCUCCCAAUCAAGCUCGGGUAACUGAACUAAGGGGGUGUUUGGAUCUGAUUCUUAAAACUGAUUUUGCUCCCUAAAAGAACAGAAUCAGAAGCUGGAGUGUUUGACUGAAAGUGUAGAAGUGAUUCUGGUGCUCUAAGUUACUCCUAGAAUCAGUUUUUUUUAGAAGCUGGGGUGACCAGCUUCUGAAAACUGACUCUGAUUCUGCUUCUUCUUUAAAAAAGAAGCAGAAUCAGAAUCAGUUCCAAACACCCCUAACUCUUGAAUAUUGUAUCUUCAUUACAGAGCUCUUUUAUUUCAACACCCAUUGAGGAUACCGAAACCAGGGAUAUUUACACAAUGAAUUCAGACUCACUUUCCUUGCUAUCACCAAACAAUGAGUCCAUUCCUAUUCAUACUAAUGAGGAGGAGGAAGAAGAAACCCCAAAGUCAACCAUAGCUUUGUUUUCUUUCAACACUGAUUCUUCUCCAGUCAAUCCUUCAAACCCUGCCAUGACUACUCCCUUGAUUCUCACUUCUCUGCUUUUCACCACCUCCUUGGCUCUCUUGGCAGCCAUCAUUUUUGCCUCUCUGUACUUCUCAUCAGAUUCUUCCCAGGUUAAUCAAGAAUGGGACUGAAGCUGACUUGGGUCUAAUUCCUGUCUUCCCAUCUCUCACAUUCCCCAAUCAUUACUCUAUUGUUACUGGUAUGUACCCUGCUUACCAUGGGAUUGUGAACAAUUUCUUCAUUGAACCUAACAGUGGUGAUUAUUUCACAAUGCAAAACCAUGACCCUAAGUGGUGGCUAGCUGAACCUCUUUGGGAAACUGUGGUGAAGCAUGGUUUGCAAGCUGCAACUUCUGGCCUGGUUCUGAAGUAAAAAAAAGGUCAUUGGACAUGCCCAGACUUUUACUGUAAAAGGUAUAAUAGUUCUGUGGGGUUUCAAGAUAGAGUUGAUGCUGUUUUAAAUUACUUUGAUUUGCCAAGUGUUGAAAUCCCUUCUUUUAUGACAUUGUAUUUUGAGGACCCUGAUCAUCAGGGUCACAAAUUUGGUCCGGAUGCCCCUCAGAUCACUGAGGCUGUCACUAGAAUUGAUAGGAUGGUUGGGAGGUUAAUUCAAGGCCUUGAGACAAGAGGAGUUUUUGAAGAUGUGAACAUCAUCAUGGUAUGGUUGGCACUUGUGAUGAAAAGUUAAUCUUUUUGGAUGAUUUGGGUCCAUGGAUCCAAAUCUCAAAAGAUUGGGUUCAAUCUUAUAGUCCACUUCUUGCAAUUCAACCGCCGUCUAAUUACUCGGAUAAGGAAGUUGUUGCCAAGAUGAAUGAGGGGUUGCAGUCUGGGAAAGUUGGGAAUGGCCAGUACCUAAAAGUAUAUCUCAAGGAGGAGCUUCCUGGCAGGCUGCACUAUACGGGUAGCGACCGAAUACCUCCGGUCAUCGGAUUGCCAGAUGAGGCGUUUAAAGUUGAGCAAAAGAACACAAAUAGGAAAGAAUGUGGUGGGUCACAUGGAUAUGACAAUGCUUUCUUCUCAAUGAGGUCCAUUUUUAUCGGCCAUGGUCCUCGCUUUGCAAGAGGCCACAAAGUUUCAUCUUUUGAGAAUGUUGAGAUAUACAACUUGAUCACUAAGAUUCUCGGUUUAGAAGGUUCACCUAAUAAUGGCACAACUUCUUUUCCAGACACAGUUAUUCUGCCCAUACACUGAAAGAGCUUAUUUUCUGAUAUAUGUCUCCAUACAUUGUUUGCUUAUUUAUUCAGUUGGUGUCUGCAGAGGUUAGAAAUUUCAGCUUGUGAAUAUACAUAUGGUUGUUACUUUGAUAACUCUUGUUGUUGCCAUGCAGGUCUAGUUGUAUUUCUUUCUUUCUUUUUGGCUAUUUCUCCUACAAAUUUCAUCCAAAAGACAUGUAUAUAUGAUCACAUAUAACCAAAUCCAGUCAUCCUCAAACAAGUUUGGCGUCUCUACCUCUUCCUAAGGAAAGACACCAUGCCAGUGUCUUUGGACAACCUUGAUUUUCCUAGUGUUUCCCACUUUUAGUUUAUCGGCUAUUAUGGACAUUACAAUUUUGAUA